AUGAAGCCAUACCAUUAUACAAUUGAUCAACUCUACCGUGACUGGCGAUAUGCCGUCGAGAAGGACUUUGUCACCGCUGAUGGGGAGGCUUUUCCUUACGCCCCAGGUGGUCACUUGCAAUGGGGCAACGAAGAUAGAAUGCUUUCUCUGAGCGGAAAGCCGCGCGAUGCUUGUCUCAGCGGUGAUGGCAAGAGGGCAGCAAUCGUUGUCGAAAAGAGAAUCCAAGUCAUCGAUACGGAGACUUGGGCGACCAUUACUGUUCUCAAAGGCCACACGCGCCCCGUAGAUGGCCUUGCGUUCAAACCAAACGACAGCAACAUUCUUGUUUCGUCUGAGGGAACAGAUGCUGAUCAGAUCAGUCGUGACGCUGAGCCGACCAUCAUUGUUUGGGAUAUCGACAGAGCCAAGAAGGCUCCCCGCUUGGAUGAGUCUGAUCUACAUGUCGUUUCCAAGGCCGCUAUAGUCGUCGCGGCCUCGAAGUUGGAGGGUCUCGGUUUGGAACUGAAGGGUCCUGGGCAAGCAGAACUUGAAACUGCUCUAGUGUCUGAGAUCGACCGAGUCAUGGCGAAGCAAAACGUCGCGGACAACAUUUGCAUCUGCGGCCGUCUCCAAAUCGGCCAUCAGCCCGAUAUCUUCAAUCCAUCCGGGACUCAAAUGGUGUAUUCGCCCGGAUAUGCCCCAGAAUCAGACGAGUCUGUUACUUGGGAUGUUGUGAUUUGCUCGACGGAUGACUUUAAACCGGUCUUGACUCUGAAAGGCCAUACCGAUGAUAUCAAGUGGGCUGGCUGGAGCCCUGAUGAAACGCUCCUUGCAACUGUCUCAUUCGACAAGACGAUUCGUAUUUGGGAUGCUGUUCAGGGUCAUCAGGUUCACUGUUUCGAAACAGACCGCUAUAAUUGGGUCGGCGCCUUUAGCCCCAAUUCGCAGCAUUUCGUCGCCACAGACGGGUUCGGCAUCAUUCGUGUCUAUGCGCUUCUUGCGGACGAGACCCUGCAUUGGCAAUUCCAAGCUGAGGGCCCAAAGAUGUGGAGGCCUUCAGUCGCCUGGCAUCCAAAUGGGAAACUGGUAGCCAUCGGUGGGAAGAGGGACGGUGAAAUCCUUCUCUUGGAUAUUGCCAAGAAAGAGGUCGUCCAGAGGCGACUGCUUUCGUGCAAAGACACAAAGAUUGAAGGCGAGACGCCUUUGGUGAUACCGGGACGCUUCGUAGGUGUAAACGAGAUCAAAUUUGUAGACGGAGGGAACAAGCUCGUGGUGUGGGUGAGUGGUGAUGGCAGCAUCGAGGUGUUUGACCUGAACAAGGAAGUGAAGUGGAGGUUUGCGAGAGGUGGCACCGAGGAUGGGCCAGAGGCUGAGAAGUGGAGAGAUGAGAAUGGAAAGGUGACGAGUGAAGCGGGAUCUGGUAUGUUGGUCUUGGAGAGAGAAGGGAAGUUGACUCUGGCCAGCGUUGACUUUGAUGGCGUUCGACUUUGGACUGUGCCAUUGACGGAUUGA
Messenger RNA from Fusarium keratoplasticum, 1491 nucleotides. RefSeq lists its product as uncharacterized. The transcript has a single exon. The record is from RefSeq and is a predicted model, not a curated record. Bases 1 to 1491 code for a protein of 496 amino acids. Gene Ontology annotation, molecular function: protein binding. Lineage: Eukaryota; Fungi; Ascomycota; Sordariomycetes; Hypocreales; Nectriaceae.